Paramuricea clavata is the source of this 549-nucleotide messenger RNA. Lineage: Eukaryota; Metazoa; Cnidaria; Anthozoa; Malacalcyonacea; Plexauridae. The record is from the annotation of a GenBank genome assembly.
UCUUAUGUUAAAUCGUCUAACCUUAAAGUUGGUGAUCUGGUCCUGGUGCGUAAUGAACGAAAAGGAAAGUUGCAGCCAGUAUAUGAUCCUAAACCAUAUACAGUGACAGCGACAAAAGGUACAAUGAUUACUGCCUCAAGAGUUAAUCCAAGACACGUUAUUACUCGAAAUUCGUCAUUCUUUAAACUGCUCAAAGUACCUGGCAAUGAAUGUGGUAGCGGUGGUCUUAAAAUGAAUGGAACAUGUGAUGAGUGUGAUGUAUUCGAGAGCAACAUAAUACAUCCAGAGCAGUUGGGAGGAGAGGAAGAGAUCCAUGAAAACGAACAGGAUGAUAAUUUGAUCGGUGAGGCAGAAGAAGCAGUCGAUAAUUUGGUUGGUGAUCAUGAGGCAGAGGAGGCAGUAGAACAGCGACAAGAUGACAGGGUAAGGAGACAGGAUGUAGAGGUGGAUAUACAGCAAGAGGAAUAUGAGGAUGGAAACGGACAAGUGCAAGGUGGUCGAAGAGCCCCAAGAUGGCACGAAGAGUACGAGAUGGGAGAAGAUUACUGA